GCGUCUCAGUCGCCCCCUCCCGCGGCUCCGCAACCUCCCGUCUGCCUCCCUCCUCUCCUCCGCCGGCCUGUGUCCCCUGCUCCCGGAGGAGGGAUGGUUGAUUUGGAGAGCGAAGUGCCCCCUCUGCCUCCCAGGUACAGGUUUCGGGAUCUGCUGCUAGGGGACCAAGGAUGGCAGAAUGACGACAGGGUACAAGUUGAAUUCUUUAUGAAUGAAAACACAUUUAAAGAGAGACUAAAGUUAUUUUUUAUUAAAAACCAGAGAUCAAGUCUCAGAAUACGCCUGUUCAAUUUUUCUCUCAAAUUAUUAAGCUGCUUAUUAUACAUAAUCCGAGUGCUAUUAGAAAACCCUUCACAAGGAAAUGAAUGGUCUCGUAUCUUUUGGGUGAACAGGAGUCUGCCUUUGUGGGGCCUACAGGUUUUAGUGGCCUUGAUAAGUCUGUUUGAAACGAUACUACUUGGUUAUCUCAGCUAUAAGGGGAACAUCUGGGAACAGAUUUUACGGGUACCUUUCAUCUUGGAAAUAGUGAACGCGGUUCCCUUCGUCAUCUCGAUAUUUUGGCCUUCCUUAAGGAAUCUCUUUGUCCCAGUCUUUCUAAACUGCUGGCUUGCCAAGCACGCCUUGGAAAAUAUGAUUAAUGAUCUACAUAGAGCCAUUCAGCGCACAGGGUCUGCAAUGUUUAAUCAAGUUUUGAUUUUAAUAUCUACAUUACUAUGCCUUAUCUUCACCUGCAUCUGCGGGAUCCAGCAUCUGGAGCGAAUAGGCAAGAAGCUGAACCUCUUCGACUCCCUGUAUUUCUGCAUCGUGACCUUUUCCACGGUGGGCUUUGGGGACGUCACUCCCGAGACAUGGCCCUCCAAGCUCUUCGUGGUGGCUAUGAUCUGUGUCGCCCUCGUGGUCCUGCCCAUUCAGUUUGAGCAGCUGGCCUAUCUGUGGAUGGAGAGGCAAAAGUCGGGUGGGAAUUACAGUCGGCACAGAGCCCAGACGGAGAAGCACGUGGUUCUGUGUGUCAGCUCGCUGAAGAUCGACCUGCUCAUGGACUUUCUGAACGAAUUCUAUGCUCAUCCAAGACUGCAGGACUACUACGUGGUGAUUCUGUGUCCCACGGAGAUGGACGUGCAGGUGCGAAGGGUGCUGCAGAUCCCCAUGUGGUCCCAGAGGGUCAUCUACCUGCAGGGCUCAGCCCUGAAAGAUCAGGACCUGCUGAGAGCGAAGAUGGACGACGCCGAGGCCUGUUUCAUCCUGAGCAGCCGCUGCGAGGUGGACCGGACGUCCUCUGACCACCAAACAAUUUUGAGGGCGUGGGCUGUCAAAGAUUUUGCUCCCAACUGUCCUUUGUACGUCCAGAUAUUGAAGCCUGAAAAUAAAUUUCACAUCAAAUUUGCUGAUCACGUGGUUUGUGAAGAAGAGUUUAAAUACGCCAUGUUGGCUUUGAACUGUAUAUGCCCAGCGACGUCUACGCUUAUCACACUGCUGGUCCAUACCUCUAGAGGGCAGGAAGGCCAGCAGUCCCCGGAGCAGUGGCAGAAGACGUACGGCAGAUGCUCUGGCAACGAAGUGUACCACAUCACCUUGGAGGACAGUGCGUUCUUUGCGGAAUAUGAAGGAAAGAGUUUUACAUAUGCUUCUUUCCACGCACACAAAAAGUUUGGUGUCUGCUUGAUUGGUGUUAGGAGGGAGGAUAAUAAAAACAUUUUACUGAAUCCAGGUCCUCGAUACAUUAUGAAUGCCACAGACAUUUGUUUUUACAUCAAUAUAACCAAAGAAGAGAAUUCGGCAUUUAAGCAGCAAGACCAGCAGAAAAGAAGCAAGGCCUCUCGGUCGCUCUACCACGGACCCUCGCGGCUGCCUGUGCACAGCAUCAUUGCCAGCAUGGGUACCGUGGCUAUAGACUUGCAGGACACAAGCUGCCGGUCGGCCAGCGGCCCUACCCUGGCCCUCCCCGCAGAAGGGGUCAAGGAGGUCAGAAGGCCCAGCAUCGCACCUGUUCUGGAGGUGGCAGACACGUCGUCCAUCCAAACCUGUGACCUUCUCAGCGACCAGUCAGAAGACGAAACUGCGCCAGAUGAAAAAAUGUCCUCAAACUUAGAGUACGCUAAAGGCUACCCGCCCUACUCUCCCUACAUAGGGAGUUCGCCCACGUUCUGCCAUCUCCUUCAUGAAAAAGUGCCAUUUUGCUGCUUGAGAUUAGACAAGAGUUGUCAGCAUAACUACUAUGAAGAUGCAAAAGCCUAUGGAUUCAAAAAUAAACUAAUUAUAGUUGCAGCUGAAACGGCUGGAAACGGAUUGUAUAAUUUUAUUGUUCCUCUCAGGGCGUAUUAUAGACCAAAGAAAGAACUCAACCCCAUCAUUCUGCUAUUGGAUAACCCGCCAGAAAUACACUUUCUGGACGCAAUCUGUUGGUUCCCAAUGGUUUACUACAUGGUGGGCUCUAUCGACAACCUGGACGACCUGCUGCGCUGCGGGGUGACGUUCGCGGCGAACAUGGUGGUGGUGGACAAGGAGAGCACCAUGAGCGCCGAGGAGGACUACAUGGCCGACGCCAAGACCAUCGUCAACGUGCAGACGCUGUUCAGGUUGUUUUCCAGCCUCAGCAUUAUCACCGAGCUCACGCACCCCGCCAACAUGCGGUUCAUGCAGUUCCGAGCCAAAGACUGCUACUCCCUCGCCCUGUCCAAACUGGAAAAGAAAGAACGAGAGCGCGGCUCUAACUUGGCUUUCAUGUUCCGACUGCCUUUCGCCGCCGGGAGGGUGUUCAGCAUCAGCAUGCUGGACACACUGCUCUAUCAGUCAUUUGUGAAAGAUUAUAUGAUUUCUAUCACCAGACUUCUGCUGGGAUUGGACACUAUCCCAGGAUCGGGGUUCCUUUGUUCUAUAAAAAUCACAGAGGACGACCUGUGGAUCAGGACGUACGCCCGGCUCUACCAGAAGCUGUGCUCGUCCAGCGGAGACGUGCCCAUCGGCAUCUACAGGACCGAGUCGCAGAAACUGACCACGUCUGAGUCGCAAAUAUCAAUCAGUGUGGAGGAAUGGGAGGACACCAAGGACUGCAAGGAGCAAGGCCUUCCCCGAGGCAACCACCGCAACUCCACCUGCAGUGACCAGGCGGACCACCCCUUGCUGAGGAGAAAGAGCAUGCAGUGGGCCCGAAGACUGAGCCGAAAAGGUCCAAAACACUCUGGUAAAACAGCUGAGAAAAUAACCCAGCAGCGACUGAACCUCUACAGGAGGUCAGAGAGACAAGAGCUUGCUGAACUUGUGAAAAGUAGAAUGAGACACUUGGGUCUUUCUACAGUGGGCUAUGAUGAAAUGAAUGACCACCAGAACACCCUGUCCUACAUCCUCAUCAACCCGUCCCCGGACACCAGGCUGGAGCUCAACGACGUGGUGUACCUGAUCCGACCAGACCCGCUGUCCUACCUUCCCAACAGCGAGCCCAGCCGCGACAGCAGCCUCUGCCGCCCCACCGCUCCGGACUCGCGGGAAGAGACACAGCUUUGAUGCCAAGAGCUUCCUGGACUUAUUUUUUUUCCUACCAGGAUCUUGCUUGAAAAAACUCUAUUUCUUAGGGGGAAAAAAACGUGUCACUGGCAUGAAAUAAACUAGACGGGAAUCUAGUCAAAUCUCUCAUAUUUUUUAAAAAAUCUAUUCUCUUAGAAGUAUAGAUUAUUUUGAAAUUUAACAUACUGCUUAUUGGUAUUCUUAUUAAUGUUUGAAAGACAUCAGUGGAAUGAACUUGGAAGCCUAAAUUAAAACACACAAUUUUAAACUGGAUAGUUCAUUGUUGGACAGUAAUUCAAACUGUAUGAGGGCAGUUUUAAAAUAUCUUAAGGUUUUAUGAAAGUAAAGUAAAAACCCAGCUAUAUUUGGUGCGUCACAUAGGACAUAGAAGAUUGUUGCCCCUCUUAAAAAUUAAAUGUGUUACAUUGUAUUCUUUAAACUUGCUCUUUUAUAAUACCACACUCAUCACAAAUGUCUCAUCUUCACUACGCAGAGGUUAAUGAACAUGUUGACUCACAUUUUUGUAAGAAUCAUAGUUUGCUUUAGCGUAUAAAUCUGUAAGUCAUCUUAACCUGUUUUGGUUGCCUAUUCAUUUGACACCACAUUUAUUUUAGAAUUUGAGAUGCUUCAAGCAUGUUUGGUUCAAUGGAAGAAACCAAAACAAAUAGAAAGAAAUACUGAGAACCUGACCUUUUCGCUAACUGAAUGCCUGACCCUCACUGUAUGCCAAGGAGAAUAUAAUAAAAAGUCAAUACGGAAUGUUCUCUUAAAAGAAUGCCUAACAUCAGGAAAAUACUUAAAACAUGUUUGUUGACUUAAAUUUAAUCCAAGAAUUGCAUCAUUAACUGAAAUAUGCAGUGAUUUUCACCAGACUAUUGAGCUUCAACAUUUCCCA
Molecule: messenger RNA, 4396 nt
Organism: Phyllostomus discolor (pale spear-nosed bat)
Lineage: Eukaryota; Metazoa; Chordata; Mammalia; Chiroptera; Phyllostomidae
Gene: KCNT2
Product: potassium sodium-activated channel subfamily T member 2
Biological process (GO): potassium ion transport
Cellular component (GO): membrane
Molecular function (GO): intracellular sodium-activated potassium channel activity
Source: RefSeq, a predicted model, not a curated record